GAUAGCGAUUCGAUGUUCUUCCUCGGUGCGCAACUUGCCACACAUCGUAAAGCUACCAUACCCGGACGAACAAUGGCUUUAAACACUAACGAUAAUGUAGCAGUUUUUCUUGAAAAAGGAGUUCUCACAGUGAAAACAACGGAAACACCCACGCCAGCUAAGCACGAAGUACUCAUCGCUGUUGAUUCAGUUGGUAUUUGCGGCACAGAUGUUCACAUCUGGAUGACUGGAAACUUUGGAGAUAAAAUCGUGAAAGCCCCGUUAAUAUUAGGACACGAGCCCAGCGGUGUGGUAGCUGCCCUGGGCGAGGGGGUCACAAGACUCAAAGUUGGUGACAGAGUUGCAAUUGAACCAAGUAUACUCUGUAGAACAUGUGACUACUGCAAGCGUGGAAGAUACAAUCUCUGCACAGACUUGAAAUUUUGCGGCGUCCCGCCGACCAACGGGACACUUGUACGAUAUUAUUGUCAUCCAGAUGAUUUGUGUCACAAACUUCCUGAUCACGUGAGUUUAGAAGAAGGAGCAAUGUUAGAGACAUUGGCUGUCGGUGUGUACGCAUGUGAACGAGCUGGUGUCACUCUGGGAAGUAAAAUAUUAAUCGGCGGUGCAGGUAGCAUUGGUCUUGUAACUCUGCUCACUGCGAAGGCCAUGGGAGCUACGGACAUUGUUGUUACAGAUAUUGAUCAAAGCAGGUUGGAAUGUGCUAAGCAACUCGGCGCAGAUUACACAAUGGUCGCCGACAGCAAAGAUGUUCGCAAGUUUGCAAAGAAAAUAGAACAUGCUUUAGGUUGUAUGCCAGAUAUCGCUAUUGAGUGUUGUGGUGCGCCAUCUAGUGUCCAGACUGGGAUAUAUGCAACAAAGCCGGGCGGUGUCGUGUGUUUGGUUGGUCUGGGUCCCGAUGAUGCCACAAUACCGAUAUCGAAUGCAAUAACCAGAGAAAUUAACAUCCGCACUAUAUCCCACUAUGGACAUGGAUAUCCGACGGCCCUGUCGAUGGUAGCAUCUGGCAAGAUAGAUGUAAAACCUCUGGUGACACAUAAAUUUCCCCUGGCCAAAUCGUUGGAUGCUUUCGAGGCAGCCAAAAAGGGUGAAAAUGGUACUAUUAGAGUGAUGAUCAAGGUAUCAGACACAAGUUAAUAGUAUCAAGAAUGUAUCAAGUAACACUGAAAUAUACAACACUUAUUAUGCCUAACUAGUAUAAUAAUAUUGUCACAAGUGAUUUAACUUAAAUACAAAAAUGGAUUGCUUAGUAAUUAAUUAUUCUCCGUAAAAUA
This is a messenger RNA of Saccoglossus kowalevskii, 1274 nucleotides long. RefSeq names its product sorbitol dehydrogenase-like. Gene Ontology annotation, biological process: D-sorbitol catabolic process. The record is from RefSeq and is a predicted model, not a curated record. Gene Ontology annotation, molecular function: zinc ion binding; L-iditol 2-dehydrogenase (NAD+) activity. NCBI's taxonomy places the organism in Eukaryota, Metazoa, Hemichordata, Enteropneusta, Harrimaniidae.